CAGUCAUAGUUCUGUGCUCGACGAUCGGAACCUUUCACCGGGAACUUAACAGGUUCAGGAAGCGUAUAAUCGCAGGAGUUUCGCCGACGUUUGUUGUCGUCGGCCUCUCUUUCGCUGUCAGAUAGUGAACGUUUCACAGCGUUUAGGGCGAAGUUGCGCGUCCGGCGGAUGAAUGGCAAUGACGGCGGUGAGAGCGGCGGCCUCGGCAGCGGGAGGCCCGGCGUCUUUGUCCCGCUUCAGGGGAGCGCUGGUGGCGGCUGCGCUGGGAGACUGCGUCGGUGGAGAGUUUGAAGGAGCGGAGGAGGUUCCCAUGGAGAGCGUGCUGCAGCACCUGAGCGGCCUGGAGGACGAAUCUAAAGGAACCUGCAUCCUUGAAUACAGCGACGACACGGCGAUGACGCGGUGCGUGGUCCAGUCUCUUCUGAACCGCUCUGGAUUUGACGAGCAGGACUUGGCCCGCAGGUUUGCGAAGGAGUACAGUGCCUCCCCAGGCCGUGGUUAUGGUUCUGGAGUGAUCCAGGUGUUGAAGAAACUCGCCUCCCCCCAGCUCGCCGACGUGUUCCAACCAGCGAGGGAUCAGUUCAACGGCCGAGGCUCGUUUGGAAACGGCGGGGCAAUGAGAGCGGCUCCCUUCGCGUUGGCUUUUCCAGAUUUGGCUGAUGUUAAACGGUUUGCCCGUCGUGGUGCCAUGCUGACACACUCCUGCUCCCUGGGUUACAACGGGGCUGUCCUGCAAGCGAUGGCUGUUCACCUUUCCCUGCAGGGGGCGCUAAACCUGCCUCAGCAGUUCAUCAGCAGGUUGAUCACAGAAAUGGAAGAGGUGGAGAGCGAGCAGGAGGCGCGUCGCGAUGCCAGAAUUCUAAAAGAAGCAGAAAAGCCGUUCUGCGAGCGUCUCCACAAAGUCAGAGACCUGAUGGACAGAAGUAAAGUCAGCAUAGAGGAAGUUAUCUCUGAACUGGGAAACGGCAUUGCAGCACUACACUCUGUCCCCACGGCCAUCUUCUGCGUCCUUCACUGCCUUCAGCCACGAGAGUACCUGCCAGAGAGCUACGGCGGCCUGGAGAGGACACUUGCAUACAGUUUGGCCCUGGGUGGGGACACAGACACCAUAGCCUGCAUGGCCGGGGCCAUCGCCGGGGCCCACUAUGGCAUCGAGGCUGUUCCUCAGUCCUGGAUGAGGUGCUGUGAGGGCGCGGAGGACGCCGACGUGAACGCGGAACGUCUUCACGCGCUUUACCACCAGACGUCACAAGGGGGCAGCAGUGAGACGGAGCGAGAGAGCCGCGAGGACAAAUCAAACGGAACAGAGAAGAAGGGCAGAGCGGACUGAAGUCAUAAAAAAGACAGUUUCACUGUGUUUGGAUCCAGAACUGUGAAGUCGGUGUCGAAAAAACUAUCCACUAAUUGUUGUCACGUUACUGAACAUAAAAGCUGAGCAAGGUCAAAAGGAAGCUGGAAGUGCUUACUGUAAACUCACCUGUCUUGUGAUGAAUUUGACUAUUUUAUUUCACUACAAAUGGCCAUAUAAGUUUUUUUUCUCUCUCCCCAUUUUAGGUGGUUAUUAAACAUUUUUAAAAUCCA
Molecule: messenger RNA, 1581 nt
Organism: Fundulus heteroclitus (mummichog)
Lineage: Eukaryota; Metazoa; Chordata; Actinopteri; Cyprinodontiformes; Fundulidae
Gene: adprs
Product: ADP-ribosylserine hydrolase
Exons: 6
Coding region: 173-1330 (385 amino acids)
Cellular component (GO): mitochondrion; nucleus
Source: RefSeq, a predicted model, not a curated record